AUAUAUAUUUUAUUUUCUCUCUGCAGUCUCCAGUUUAGCCGUUUCCGUGGAUGGAAAUCAAAUUCCUCUCUGGUCCACGGCGAACCGAUCAGAACUCGUGAGAACAAGUCAAAUCUCGUUUAUCGCUGCUGUUCUUGCCUUCUCUAGUGUAUUUUCUGUUGAAUCCCAUCAUAUCUUGCACUUAAUCGAGAAGAUUUGACAUUCUUUUAAAUUGUUCAUUGGAUUGUCGGUUCUCAAUCCUAUUUCUUCAAGAAGUUUGAUUAGGAAUCCCUCUUUCUCUGUUUUCAUUAGAAUCUAGUGCAUGUUCUUUUCCCCUUUGGCGAUUUCUCAGGUGAAAACAUACAGAUAUAGAUACAAUUUUGUUUGAUCAGAGAAGAAGUUGCUGUGAUUCCCAGUUGAAAAUGGUUGGAGGUGGAAACAGAAAGGACGAUUCUUUGGUUUUGAACAGUACUAACGUUUUCGCGGCUUUGAGAAAGAAGAAGGAGUCGGGGCCAUCGAAGGGAAAAGGUUCUGCGAAGAAGAAACAAGAGGAGAAAGUGAUCGAUCCGCAGGCUUUCUGGACUCCAACCAAGUUGACGGCAACAUCUUGGGCUGAUGUUGAUGAUGAGGAUGAUGAUGAUUACUAUGCAAACACGGCUCCCCCUCAAGUCCUUUGGGCUGAUUCUCCGGAUAAGGAACAGAACCCUGCACUUGUAGAGGGAAGUGAAAGUGAAGAAGAAGAAGGCUUCGACGAAGUUGAUGAUGAUGAAAACGAAGAAGACAAUGAUCAUGAAGUUGAUUUGCCAGUUGAGAAAGAUCCAGUUGUUACCGAAGUUUCUUUGCCGGCACCUAAGGAUGCAGAGAGGCAGCUCUCAAAGAAGGAGCUGAAGAAAAAAGAGCUUGCAGAGCUUGACGCUGUGCUUGCCGAAUUGGGUUUAACUAAUUCUGAGGCUGGUGGUGAGAAAGUUGAUUCUCAAGGUGGUAUACAAGAGGAGGAGAAGAAGAUGGAGAUCCCGAAUGGGGAGGAAGAGAAGAAAGCAGCAAAAAAGAAGAAAAAGAAGGAGAAGGUGAGGAAGGAGGCUAAAGAACAACAGGUGGAAGAGUCGAAUGACAAUAAUAAUAAUAAUACAGGGAGUGGAGCAGAUGAUACAAACAUAGUGGACGUGAAAGAGAAAAUAAAGAAAGUAGCGUCGAUGAAGAAGAAGAAAUCAAGCAAGGAAAUGGAUGGUGCAGCCAGAGCUGCGGCAAGUGAGGCUGCAGCUAGAAGUGCUAAGCUGGCUGCCGCCAAGAAAAAGGAGAAGAACCACUACAAUCAGCAGCCAGUACGGUAAGAUUAUGAUGAUUGUCGCAGUUCUUCCAUUGUUUAUUUCGUUAAACAGCAUUCUGCCUUUGUUGUUGGGACUACAUCAUAAUAGUUUUGUUUGGUACACUCUUGAGGUUAGAAAACACAUCUAAAAGAUGUAAAGUUCUUUCAUAGACUUCUCCUUUAAACUUCUGGGAUUUUCUUUUUCUUCAUAUGCACUAGAAUAUUUUUGAACUUUUAUGUAGACAUCAAUUUAUUUAACA
Molecule: messenger RNA, 1545 nt
Organism: Impatiens glandulifera
Lineage: Eukaryota; Viridiplantae; Streptophyta; Magnoliopsida; Ericales; Balsaminaceae
Product: nucleolin-like
Exons: 3
Coding region: 402-1310 (302 amino acids)
Source: RefSeq, a predicted model, not a curated record